Molecule: messenger RNA, 399 nt
Organism: Colletotrichum abscissum
Lineage: Eukaryota; Fungi; Ascomycota; Sordariomycetes; Glomerellales; Glomerellaceae
Exons: 4
Coding region: 1-399 (132 amino acids)
Source: RefSeq, a predicted model, not a curated record
AUGAUCGAGAUCCAGGCCAUCCAUCUCCCGAACGGUGGACCGCACAAGGUGGGUUUCAGGGUGACUGGAUGCCUGAUAGUUUAUACCAGCAAGACCCUCCGAAAGAAGCCUUAUGUCAUAUCGUCGACUUCUGUGCAACCGAGCCUCCUACGAAGGGCGGUGGUCAACGGAAUCACGGGAACCCAGGGCAGUAGACGCGGCAUGCAGUCUGAGAACCGGAGGACGAGUGUUGAUCUCCGUGAUCUGCCAGUGACUCGCAGCCUGCUGCUGAUAUCAUUGGGGUCGGUUAUAGAACGAUGUAGACGCAGCAGGCUCGCUGGACUCUUCAACUCAGACCAUCUGGUGACGGUAGACCAGAAACAAAAUAUUUUCGGCUUGGAGGCUGAGACAGAGCAUUGA